Molecule: messenger RNA, 1749 nt
Organism: Carassius auratus (goldfish)
Lineage: Eukaryota; Metazoa; Chordata; Actinopteri; Cypriniformes; Cyprinidae
Product: adhesion G-protein coupled receptor G7-like
Exons: 12
Coding region: 1-1749 (582 amino acids)
Biological process (GO): cell surface receptor signaling pathway; G protein-coupled receptor signaling pathway
Cellular component (GO): membrane
Molecular function (GO): G protein-coupled receptor activity
Source: RefSeq, a predicted model, not a curated record
AUGCUCACAUCCAAACCUGAGCAGCUGACGUCCGAGAACAUCACCUCAGCUGCUACAACUGUCAGUAACCUGCUGUCUGCCAGCAUGUUAAAUGUGUCAGUUGCAGAGUCAGUGGUGGCCACCAUCAGUCAGCUCAUGCACACGGAUAAAGAUAGAUACUCUGAAGACACUUAUGAUGCUCUCGAGAAUCUCACAGAGACUUUGGAGGAUUUUGCUUUGAACAUGAGUAACAUUAACUCUAGUGUACUGGUGCAACCAAACCUGGUGGUGCAAAGCAUCAAGUUGUCACAGUGGACCCCACAAUUGCAAUUCUACGUUGCAACAGGACUGUCGGAGUAUUCUCCAGAAAGAACUGGUCUGGGUGCAGAGGCUGCUAACAUGGCAUCCUCUUCGGGACGUCCCAUUGAUCUCCGGUUAAAUAUCAAACUGCAGAAGGAUUCCCAGAAAGACUGGGACUGGAGAACAGAGGGCUGCGUCAAAAUACACGAUACCAAUGGAAUGCACUGUGAAUGUAACCACACCACCAACUUUGCAGUUCUUGUGAGCUUUAGAGCAGACUACACUUAUUCUGAAGCUUUAAACUGGAUCAGCAUUGUGGGAUGCAGUCUGUCUAUUGUGGGUUUGGUCCUCACCGCAGUUUAUCAAAUUAAGACCAGGAAACAGAGAGGAGCCAACUCCACUAUGCUCUUGGUGAACAUCUGUUUGUGCAUGACCACCUACUACCUGCUCUUCAUUUUUGGGAUCAACAACCCGGUCCAGAACUCAAAGGCUUCUGUUUCAGAGCAUAAUAUUAUUCCUUCUUCAGAUGUGCAGGAGAAUGUCGAUCAGGGUCCUUGUACAGCAAUCACAGCUCUGUUGCAGUACUUCCUGCUGGCCACGUUUGCCUGGAACAUCCUGUAUGCAGCUCAUGUGUUUUUCCUCAUUAGAAAUGCCCUCAACGGUCCACCCCGAGCUUUCCGCACCAUCGCCAUGACAGUCGGCUGGGGUCUGCCUGCUGUUAUUGUUGGCGUCUCACUGUCCACCACCUACAGCUUUAGGGACCCUUUAGGUUAUCGACAAGAGCAGUUUUGUUGGUUGGCGUCUCUGGACAAGGCGGGAAGGUUUGAUCCGAAGCGGCCGAUGUUGUGGGGUUUCUUGCUCCCUCUAGCGGUCAUGUUGUGUUUUAACACAUCUCUGCUUGUCUACUUCUCUCAAACCAUCUGCUGUGUGAGUCCCAACCUCAAGAGAUGUGUUGUACACAAUGUAGAUCCAGUCAACUGCCAGAUUGCUUCUGUUCUGGACUUCAUGCAAGAGAAGUUAUCAACAGGCGCAUGCCCUGCCACUCUUAAGGUUUAUGUGGCCGCUCUUUUGCCUUCCACCCCUUGCUUGACGGGGUUUCACUUGGGAGACACCCUCUGCUCGUUCUCUUCCCUCAUGGGGCCAGCACACCUGCACAACCUUAGGGGUCCAGACAUUUUCAAGCACGGUGGCGUGGGUAUUCUCCUUCCCAAUGCGCAGAGCAGCGCAGCAUUGACUCCCUGUUAUCACUACUACCAAUCCUACCACCACCCCUCAUAUCAGUACUACCAAUCCUACCACCACCUCUCUUAUCACUACUACCAAUCCUACUACAAGCCCUGUUAUGACUACUACCAAUCCUACCACCACUCCUCUUAUUACUACUACCAAUCCUACCACCACCCCUGUUAUGACUACUACCAUCUCAUACCAUCACAUAACUACCACUUCAACUACAAGUACCAUCCCUAA